UUCCUCUCCUCCCUGACGUCUCCUCCUCUUCUUCUUCUUGUGUCCCUGCAGCCAAAGCAGGUGACAUGUUACCUCCUGUUCUCGCUGGGCACCGCCGUGAUCGGCUCUCUGCAGUUUGGUUACAACACAGGAGUCAUCAACGCUCCCGAGCAGCAACUACGCUCGUUCUUCAACGCUACCUGGGUGGAGCGUUAUGGCGUCCCCAUCAGCCCCGGGGUCUGCACCAUCGUGUGGAGCGUCGCUGUCGCCAUCUUCAGCGUGGGCGGCAUGGUGGGCUCCUUCAGCGUGGGAGUCAUGGCAAACAGAUUUGGCAGACGUCGCUCCAUGUUCCUGGUGAACAGUCUGGCGGUGAUCGGCGGCGUCCUCAUGGGCCUCGCCACCAUCUGCUCCUCCUAUGAGAUGGUGAUCGCCGGUCGCCUGGUCAUCGGCCUCUUCUGCGGCCUCUUCACCGGUUUGACUCCCAUGUACGUGGGCGAGGUGUCACCCACUCCCCUCAGAGGAGCCUUCGGUACUCUUCAUCAGCUCGGGGUGGUGGUCGGGAUCCUGAUCGCUCAGAUCUUCGGUCUGGAGUUCCUGCUGGGCUCUGAGAAGCUGUGGCCCCUCCUGCUGGCCCUCACCGUGGUCCCCGCCGUGCUGCAGUGCAUCCUGCUGCCCUUCUGCCCCGAGAGCCCGCGCUUCCUGCUCAUCAACCUGAAACAGGAGGAGCAGGCGCGCAAAGCGUUGGUGCGUCUGCGCGGCAGUGAGGACGUGAGUAAAGACCUUCAGGAGAUGAAGGAGGAGAGCGCCAAGAUGGCCAUGGAGAAGAAGGUGACCAUCCCCGAGCUGUUCCGCUCGGCGGCGUACCGACAGCCCCUCCUCAUCGCCGUCAUGCUGCAGCUCUCCCAGCAGCUGUCAGGGAUCAACGCUGUGUUCUACUACUCCACCGGCAUCUUCACGUCUGCGGGGGUGAAACAGCCGAUCUACGCCACCAUCGGAGCCGGCAUCGUCAACGUCCUCUUCACGGUCGUCUCUCUCUUCCUGGUGGAGAAGGCGGGACGGAGGACUCUGCACCUGCUGGGAUUGGGUGGGAUGGCGGUCAGCGCUCUCCUCAUGACCAUCUCCCUCCUGCUGAAGGACUACUCCAUCAUGAGCUACUUUGCCAUCGUGGCGGUCAUGUUGUUUGUGGCCAUGUUUGAGCUCGGUCCCGGUCCCAUCCCGUGGUUCAUCGUGGCCGAGCUGUUCUCCCAGGGGCCCCGCCCGGCCGCCAUGGCCGUGGCCGGCUGCUGCAACUGGACGGCCAACUUCCUGGUUGGAAUGAGCUUCCCCAAACUAGUGGAACUGUGCGGUCCCUGGGUCUUCCUCAUCUUCACCGCCUUCCUCAUCCUCUUUUUCAUCUUCACCUUCAUCAAAGUCCCCGAGACGAAGGGCAAGACCUUCGACGAGAUCGCCCAGUGCUUCGGCAGCGCCCCGCCUCCCUCCUCCUCGUCCGUGGAGGACCCCCCUGCCGGCGCCAGCACCGCCGUCACGCUGCCCGCCUCCCCGGUGAAGGAGAAGGUGCCGCUGGUGGAGGCGCCGGCGGCUGCUCCGCCCCCUGCGGCGGCUGAAAGCAAGCCGCUCGACGAUAAAUCAAACUCGACGGUGCAGGAGAGUCUGUAGAGCAGCUAGACGGCGUACACUGUAGUCAGCUAUCACACCUCGGAACAGUAGAAACUUUUAUAAUAGACCAGAUCUACAGCGUUACCUAGGCGAUAGGCUCUGACCUCUAAAGGUCGUGCUUCUUUCUGCGAUAACUCCUUCGACGUUUCCUACAAAACUUUCCUUUUUCCUUCCUGAACCAUGAAAGGGAAGCGGCUCACU
Messenger RNA from Labrus mixtus (cuckoo wrasse), 1836 nucleotides. RefSeq names its product solute carrier family 2, facilitated glucose transporter member 3-like. The transcript is spliced from 9 exons. Lineage: Eukaryota; Metazoa; Chordata; Actinopteri; Labriformes; Labridae. Gene Ontology annotation, biological process: monosaccharide transmembrane transport; response to insulin. The record is from RefSeq and is a predicted model, not a curated record. Gene Ontology annotation, molecular function: hexose transmembrane transporter activity. Gene Ontology annotation, cellular component: apical plasma membrane; basolateral plasma membrane. Bases 268 to 1635 code for a protein of 455 amino acids.